Molecule: messenger RNA, 444 nt
Organism: Entrophospora sp. SA101
Lineage: Eukaryota; Fungi; Glomeromycota; Glomeromycetes; Entrophosporales; Entrophosporaceae
Source: the annotation of a GenBank genome assembly
AUGCUAUUAAAAAAAUAUUCUUCUUCAUUUCUAAUCAUAAUUCUGUUAUUCACGAUAACUUUCUUUGCUCAUAUAAAAAUUUCUCUUUCAAAUCCUAUUUUCACAUCAACCACGAGAAAUCUAAACCAUUUAUUGUUACUAAAAAACAGAUUAACGUUAUCAAAUUGGUCACAAGACAAUAACGAUGAUAACAAUUACUAUUAUUUAAAGAAUAAACGUCAAGUAGCCUCUCCUUCUUCUUCUUCACCGCCAGUAACAGGCACAGCGUUGACAUCCAAUGCGGUCCAACCGGCAAGCGAGCCAAUUGUUUUUAGCGUGAUUGGUGAUUUAAGUGCAAUCGUCGAGUCAAAUGAAGGCCAUAUGUCACAAGUACAAGCAAUUGACGAAGAAGCAUUCGAAGAUAACCUUGGCCAAGAAUAUAAUAAUUUAUUGUUGGUCAAUUAA